Rotaria sordida is the source of this 1281-nucleotide messenger RNA. NCBI's taxonomy places the organism in Eukaryota, Metazoa, Rotifera, Eurotatoria, Philodinida, Philodinidae. The record is from the annotation of a GenBank genome assembly.
AUGCCACGUAUUGCAAUACUUCAUCCAGAUUUAGGUAUUGGUGGUGCUGAACGUUUAAUUAUUGAUAUAGCAUUAGCAUUGAAAUUCUAUGGACAUGAUGUUGAUAUUUAUACAAAUUUUCAUGAUAAACGACGAUGUUUUGAUGAAACACGUAAUGGACAAUUAAAUGUAUUUGUUGCAUGUUCAUGGUUUCCAAGAAAUAUAUUUGGAAGAUUUCAUGCUUUAUGUGCCUAUAUUCGAUUUAUUCUUCUUGCUAUAUAUGUUGUUUAUAUAGCAUCAAAAGAAAAACAAUAUGAUAUUUUUUUAUGUGAUCAAAUAAGUGCUUGUAUACCAGUUUUAAAAAGAACUGAAAAACCAAUUCUAUUUUAUUGUCAUUAUCCAGAUCAAUUAUUAACAAAAAGAGAAUCAUUAGCAAAGAAAUUAUAUCGAUGGCCAAUUGAUGUUUUUGAAGUUUAUACAACAUGUCUUGCUGAUCGUAUUCUAGUGAAUAGUGCAUAUACACAAUCAAUUUUUGAAAAAUAUAUUUCAUCAAAAAUUCCAGUAGAUAUUCUUUAUCCAACAAUACCUGAUCAAAUUGUAUCAUCAUAUUCUAAUGAAAAUGAAAAUUCAAUAAAUUUUCUUUCAAUAAAUCGUUUUGAAAGAAAAAAAGAUUUAAAACUUGCAUUACAUUCAUUUGCAUAUCUUCGUACAUUAUUGAAUUCAAAUUCAAACCUAAUACAUUUGUAUAUAAUUGGUGGUUAUGAUGAACGUUUACGUGAAAAUGUUGAAUAUUAUAAUGAACUUGUACAAUUAGCAAAUGAAUUAAAUCUUGAUUCAUCAUUAAUAACAUUUGUUCGAUCGUUUUCUGAUGAACAAAAACGUGAAUAUUUAUCAAAAGCUCAUUGUGUAUUAUAUACACCACGUUUUGAACAUUUUGGUAUCGUUCCACUUGAAGCUAUGCAAGCUGAACGACCAGUUAUAGCAACAGCAACAGGUGGUCCAUUAGAAACAAUAAUUAAUAAUAAAACAGGUUUCUUAUGUGAUGAACCAUUAAUUGAAACAUUUGCUAAAUGUAUGAAAGAAUUUAUUGAUAAUAAAAAUUUAUCAAAACAAAUGGGUCAAGAAGGAAAACGACAUGUUAAUGAAAAAUUUUCAUUUAAACCAUUUGCUAAAAAACUUAAUGAGCAUAUAAAUGAAAUUUUAAUAAGAAAAUAUAAUUCAAAAAAAAAUUCAUUUUUUUUGUUAAUCAUUGUUAUUUGUUUUAUUUUAUUGUUGGUUAUUGCUGUUUUUUUUUUAAGAUAA